Molecule: messenger RNA, 1552 nt
Organism: Olea europaea var. sylvestris
Lineage: Eukaryota; Viridiplantae; Streptophyta; Magnoliopsida; Lamiales; Oleaceae
Product: protein phosphatase 2C 57
Exons: 11
Coding region: 112-1275 (387 amino acids)
Biological process (GO): protein dephosphorylation
Molecular function (GO): cation binding; protein serine/threonine phosphatase activity
Source: RefSeq, a predicted model, not a curated record
CCCUCCCUAUUAUCCUAUGCUAAAACUCAAACCAAGCAAUUUUUGAUCGCUGGUAGUACCAUCAGCUUUCCCAUUUGUACAUCUGAAGCUCUGUGCCUUCAAUUCCCUCCAAUGGCUUUGUCCAGUCCACAGCUUCAAAAAUUUCUAUUGAGCAAGAUUCACUGCAACUAUGGCUAUAACAAGAACGCGAGAAAGGAGGUCGUAGUUAAAGGUGGAAAGGGAAGAUGUUGCUCCGCGAUUGCAAUAGACGUGCCGUCUUCAUUGACGAGUGCAUCGGGAAUUAGAUGGGGUUCGAUUAAGUUACAAGGAGCUCGCGAAGAAAUGGAAGACGAUGUUGUUAUUGUUCAAUCUGAUGAUCUUAAUGGGUUUUCUUUUGCCGCGGUUUUUGAUGGGCAUGCCGGAUUCUCCUCUGUUAAAUUCCUCAGGGAAGAACUAUAUAAAGAAUGUGUCGCAGCAUUACAAGGUCCACUGUUAAAUGGAAAGGACUUCAAAGCAAUUAAGAAUGCACUACUAGAAGCCUUUGAAAGCUCUGAUGCAAAACUCUUAAAAUGGUUGGAGACUAGCGAGGAAGGUACUGAAUCUGGAUCAACAGCUACAGCUAUUUUUCUUCGGAAUGAUGUGCUAUUCAUUUCACAUGUUGGUGAUUCGUGCGUGUCUCUCUCUCGAUCUGGUAAAGCAGAAGUUUUGACGAAUUCACACCGACCCUAUGGAAAUAACAAAGUUUCUCUUCAAGAAAUCAGAAGAAUCAGAGAAGCUGGUGGAUGGAUUAAUAAUGGAAGAAUUUGCGGAGACAUCUCAGUAUCCCGUGCUUUUGGGGAUGCUCGUUUUAAGACCAAAAAGAUUGAGAUGCUGGAGAAGGGAGUCGAGGAAGGCCGAUGGUCUGAAAAAUUUGCUUCUCGGGUACAAUUUAACGGAGACUUGGUUAUUGCGUCUCCUGAUGUUUCUCAAGUAGCUUUAGGAUCAGAUGCUGAGUUCAUAAUUUUAGCAUCAGAUGGCUUGUGGGAUUACAUGAACAGCUCCGAUGCUGUUAAUCUUGUAAGAAGUCAACUUAGACAACAUGGAGAUGUUCAGAUGGCUUCUGAAGCCCUUGCCCAGAUGGCUCUGAACCAACACUCGCAAGAUAACAUCAGCAUUGUCAUUGCUGAUUUGGGGCAAACAGAUUGGCAAAAUUUACCUCUGGAGCAACAAAAUUUUGUGUAUGAAUUAGGCCAAGCUUUAGCUACAGUCAGUAUACUGUCACUUGGAAUAUGGAUGUCAACUCUGCUAUCAUCAUGAACUUGAAGUUUGACUAGUUAUAUGUACAUACAAUAAGAAGUAAUUAAAAAAAAUGUAUUACCUAUGCUUUGUACUUUCAAGCAUACAUCUUCAAGUAUAUAUAACGUCUUGGAAAAGAGCAGAAAAUAGUGCUUAUAAUGAUUUUUGCACGAAAACUAUUGACCAAUUUUAGCUGCAAAAGAUCUGUUCAUUUUUUGCUGUAUUCUCGACAUCCAUAAAUAUAUAAUUAUGGCUUUGUAGUUUCAUCUAUAUGAAUGACUAUUAUCUGUUACUGCAA